This is a messenger RNA of Letharia columbiana, 312 nucleotides long. RefSeq lists its product as uncharacterized. The record is from RefSeq and is a predicted model, not a curated record. The coding region runs from base 1 to 312 and encodes 103 amino acids. Lineage: Eukaryota; Fungi; Ascomycota; Lecanoromycetes; Lecanorales; Parmeliaceae. The transcript is spliced from 2 exons.
AUGAAGCUCUACCUCGCUGCUCUCGCGCUCGCGGCUGUCAGCGCCAACACGCAGUCUCUCUCCACCGUCGUGGCUCCUUGCGGCACCUCCUGCCCUUCAGCUGCGCCAGACAAAAUGAUCACUCGCAGCGCACCGCCCAUGGCGACCUCACCUUGCCCAUCCCUCCUCGUCAGCAGUGUCGCGAUGAAUGCAACAAGCGGCGUGACCACCGGUUCACCCACACCAACCCAUUUCGCUGGAGGAGCCAACCACAUUGCUGGAUCUUUUGGAGGAGUUGCUCUUGCCGCUGCGGCCCUCGCUUUCGCACUGUGA